This is a messenger RNA of Durio zibethinus, 773 nucleotides long. RefSeq lists its product as uncharacterized. Lineage: Eukaryota; Viridiplantae; Streptophyta; Magnoliopsida; Malvales; Malvaceae. The record is from RefSeq and is a predicted model, not a curated record.
ACAUUAAUUUGGCAAUUGGGUCUGCAAAAGAAUUAAACUAAAGCGAUUUUAAUUUUAACAAGAAAAGGUAAGAAAAUAGUUUAAAAAACUGAAGGAAAGGGUUGGUGUACGCUGGUUGAACCGACUUUUGCGUGGCGAAGGAAAUAGCUCGACUAUCAUUAGAACAUUAUCUACCCAAAUUGGGGGUUAGGGUUCGAAAAUUAAUUGUAGGAAUUCCUUUCAGUUGCAGCCAUAUGCCGUGGUUCACAGCAACUCCGCUUCACAUCUUAACCGUCUUUCUCCUCUUCUUUUUUUUCUGUGCACCGAUCGCGCUAUCGGUGCCAGAUAAUUCGGGAUCUAUUCGGUUACCUUCCGAUGGAUUUACCAUCGCCGAAGAGAACGGAGGCGUCUGCGCACGAUUCACGAAAUCGGCGUCGUGCCCUGUCAAUUGCUUUCGAACGGAGCCUGUCUGCGGCCUUGAUGGCGUGACCUACUGGUGCGGCUGCGCCGAUGCCUUCUGUGCUGGUACUCGCGUGGCGAAAUUAGGAUUUUGUGAGGUUGGGAAUGGAGGUAGCGCAUCGUUUCCUGGUCAAGCGCUGCUUUUGGUUCACAUUGUCUGGCUGAUCUUGCUCGGUUUUUCUGUAUUGUGUGGUCUUUUCUAAUUAUUCAAAGGAGAGAGAUUUUGUGUUAUUCUCGGAUGCGAUCUGUAUUUCUUUUGUCUACUAUUUGUCCUACAUAUUAUUGUAAAUGAAAUUCUUUGGAUUAAUAAACGAAUUCGAUUCUUUUUUGUUCAA